Molecule: messenger RNA, 2420 nt
Organism: Pelmatolapia mariae (spotted tilapia)
Lineage: Eukaryota; Metazoa; Chordata; Actinopteri; Cichliformes; Cichlidae
Product: dehydrogenase/reductase SDR family member 13-like
Exons: 6
Coding region: 621-1577 (318 amino acids)
Source: RefSeq, a predicted model, not a curated record
UAACAUGUUACUCACAGUUAAAUUAAGAGGGGACGGCAGUAAAAACUCCGGACCUGUGACAUCAUCACGUACGCUGGUGUUCCAAUUGUACAAAUCACGAGUCCGUGCUCGCGUUCUCGGCGAGUCCGUACUCCCGUGCGUUCUCGGCCAGUACGUACUCGCCGACAACGCGAGUACGUACUGGCGUACUUGAGAAUUGAGAAACGGCCCUGAAGUUUAAUCCAGCCAUGAGUGCGGACAUUUUUCACUUUUUUACUGCUCUCAGAUCAGUGAUGAGAUUUUAGGUAAAAGUUCGACACUUUGGUAUCUGGAGUGAUGUUUGCAUGCUAUCUAUAUUUUUCUGUCAAUCGCGGAUUUGUAUUUAUUCGUGUAAAUGCUUUUGCAGUAAAUCUUUAUUAAGAGAAACGCGGGUGAAGUGAAUGUGUUUCGACUCUCUGAGGUGUUCAGAGUGAAAAAAGUAGGUCACAGUGCUCUGACGCUUACGUCAUUCCACAACUGGUCCGACCUGUCGAGGAGCGACUCGCUGGCACGUCUCAGAUGAAACUCAUCCGACAGGCGUGUGCAUAAAGACAGAUCCCCAGCUCAGCAGCCAGACACGAAGUUCUCAGCCGACAUCCACCAUGUUUCACCUCUUGCUUGUGGCCGUUGUACUUCUGGGAGGAUACAUCCUCCUCACACAGACUCUCUUCAAAAGAUCCAAAUGCAAAGGAAACGCCGCGAUGUCAGGGAAGACCGUCAUUAUCACAGGAGGAAAUACAGGCAUUGGUAAAGCCACGGCUUUGCAUCUGGCCAGGAAAGGAGCCAGAGUGAUCCUGGCCUGCCGAAACAAGAACAAAGCUGCAGCUGCCAUUGCAGAAAUAGAAACGGAAACGGGAAGUACAGACGUGAUCUACAUGCACUUGGACCUAGCCAGUCUGAAGUCUGUCCGCAGCUUCGCUGAAACAUUCCUGAAAACUGAGUCCAGGCUGGAUUUGCUCAUCAACAAUGCUGGAUUGGUGGCAGACGGGCGGACUGAGGAUGGAUAUGGCAUCGAGUUUGGGGUGAACCACUUGGGUCACUUCCUGUUGACCAAUCUGCUGUUGGAGAGGAUGAAGAAGACUGGGGGAGGACGAGUGAUCACCCUGUCCUCCAUGGCUCAUCGCUGGGGACACAUUGACUUUAACGCUCUGGUUGCAAACAAAGACCUGGGAACUGGCAGAUAUAGCUGGCAAUUUUUCCAUGCAUACUGCAACAGCAAACUGUGCAAUGUGCUUUUCACCCAUGAGCUUGCCAAGAGGCUGAAAGGAACUGAUGUCACAUGCUACAGUGUUCACCCAGGUGUUGUCCGGACUGAACUGUCUAGAAAUGUCAGCCUGUGGCAGAAGAUUUUCAUCCAGCCUGUGGCCUGGUUGCUAUUCCUGGACCCAGAGACAGGAGCUCAGGCCACACUGCACUGUGCCUUGCAGGAAGGACUCGAACCUCUGAGCGGGAAGUACUUCUCCUGCUGUGAGGCACAGGAAGUGUCCGCUCAUGCCCGAGAUGACAAGGUGGCCCUGAAACUGUGGGAGGUCAGCGAGAAACUCUGUGGACUGGCAUAGAUUUAUUCACCUUGCUAUAAACUGGUUGUCGAGUCCAUGAGCGAUGAGCUGUCAUUCUGUCCUUUCUAACGGUAUCGGUGGUACAGUGCUAUAUGAACAUCUAGUUUGCUGUACAGCACUUCUCUUUCUUUUUUUUUUAAUCCGUAGACUUUUUCUUUUUUCUGAAAUUUAAACAUCAUUUCUGGUGUUCAAUUUAAUUGGUGUUGCUACAGUGCCAUCAGCAGGAUAGAAGCUGGGAAUAAUCAGUGUCCCUUUUUUUUUUUUUUUUUUAAAUAUGGUGUAUUUAUUGGGAGCUGAUACAUAUUUGGUAUGUUACUGUUCUGUCACCUGUUGUGAGACAACAGCAACAUGUUUUAAUAGUUUCUUCAUAUUUUUUUUUAAAUCAUUUUUUAUUUUGUAUUUUUAUGUAAAUAUUUUUGAAUUCUCUGUACAUUGUUUAUACUGAGGUCCUUACUGAAGUCCUUACUGAAGUUUGCCUUAAUAAAAAAUGUCGACCAGAAUCUGUCCUCUUGGCAUACAUGCCAACCGUCACGAUUUUUCCGGGAGAAUCCUGAAUUUCAGUGCCCCUCCCGAAAAUCUCCCAGAGCCACCAUUCUCUGGCGGCAGCUACUUAGUUUUGAUAUUACUCUUAUUACUCUUUCUGGGUCACAAAAUAAACUUUUAACAUAUUUUCAGGCAAGAAUGUAGCUGUGUAAACUUCAAAUAUCUGCGCCGGUGAGAACAGCAAACCCCCGCGGUUUUUCGCUACUCAGGUUAAACAUGAUAAGUCACUCAGAUAACUUAAAAAUGUUAUUGUUUGGCUUUUUUCAGUGUUUUAUUUCUUUGUGAGUAAAUCGGUUUGGC